Messenger RNA from Homarus americanus (American lobster), 8674 nucleotides. It is a transcript of the gene alpha-Man-Ia, whose product is annotated as mannosyl-oligosaccharide alpha-1,2-mannosidase IA-like. Gene Ontology annotation, cellular component: endoplasmic reticulum; Golgi membrane. Gene Ontology annotation, biological process: carbohydrate metabolic process; N-glycan processing. The record is from RefSeq and is a predicted model, not a curated record. NCBI's taxonomy places the organism in Eukaryota, Metazoa, Arthropoda, Malacostraca, Decapoda, Nephropidae. The transcript is spliced from 9 exons. Gene Ontology annotation, molecular function: calcium ion binding; mannosyl-oligosaccharide 1,2-alpha-mannosidase activity. Bases 50 to 2044 code for a protein of 664 amino acids.
CAGGUUUGUUCAGUAGUCGCCUGGAUGUUGAGGGUGUCGGGGAUCAGCAAUGGCCUUCGGUGGUGUUUUACCUCUUUAUAGCAAACGAAAUGGCUCUUGGACUCUUAGAAGAAUAUUCAGAUCGAGAGAAAAAGUCUUAAUAUUUUUGGUGUGUUUGACUUUUCUUUUCAUUUGCAUAGGACCAAUAUUUUUCCUACCUGACCUGAGAGGUGGGCUGAGCACCAGGGUAGACCAUGUUUACAAAGUGUACAAACAGAUGCAAAAAGCUGGACCAGAGCUCAUAUUGCCCCCUCCCCCGCCACAGUCAGGGGAAGAAGGGGCCAUCAGAAAACACGAGGGGCUUUAUCAUAUUGUGGUGGACCAUAAUGAUAUUCAUUUAUCAGACGACAAACAACGGUUAAUGGAAAAAAUAAACAAUGAUGAAGAAUUACGACACAUGAGAGUAAUUGAAAAACCUGUUGUACUCACAGUAAGUUCGACUGUGGCUAAUAAAGGUAAUCAGAUCGUUGGACAAGUAGACGAGAGUGUGAGAGUGCAAAAUGGAAAUGAAGUUGAGCUUGAAAAGUCAGGCUUGUCAGGAGGCGACGGCAAGAACCCAUUACCAGUAGUCCAAGGAGGUGAAGACAGAGACCCUGUGGCCAGACAACGACGAGACAAAGUGAAAGAGAUGGUGCUUCAUGCCUGGCGGGGUUACAAGACUUAUGCAUGGGGUAAGAAUGAACUUAGACCGGUGAGCAAGCGAGGUCACACAGCAGGAAUCUUUGGAAGACAAGACAUGGGAGCCACAAUAGUGGAUGCAUUAGAUACCCUCUAUAUCAUGGGAUUAAUGGACGAGUUCAAUGAAGGUCGUGCCUGGGUUCAGUACCACUUAGAUUUCAACCAGUUGAGAUCAGAAAUGUCAGUGUUUGAGACCAACAUUAGAUUUGUUGGAGGUCUUCUCUCAGUGUAUUCCCUGACUGGUGAUCCGCUGUUCAGAGACCGCGCACUGCACAUUGCUCGCAAACUCUUACCAGCCUUUGAUACCCCAACUGGAAUACCAUAUGCUCUCAUUAAUGUUGCUAAUGGGAUUGCUAAAAACUAUGCCUGGGCAAGUGGUGGUUCAAGUAUCUUAUCAGAAUUUGGAACACUACAUCUCGAGUUUGUUUACCUGUCAGACAUUUCUGGUGAUCCAGUUUUUAGGGAAAAAGUGAUGAGGAUUCGUGAUGUUAUAAGGAAGACAGAACGGCCGGAUGGUCUCUAUCCCAACUACAUGAAUCCUAAAACUGGAAAAUGGGGACAACGUCACACAUCCAUUGGAGCACUUGGAGACAGCUUUUAUGAAUACCUGAUAAAGGCUUACAUACAGUCUGGGGCGAAAGAUGAAAUUGCUCGAGACAUGUAUGUAGAAGCUAUCGGUGUUAUUACCAACCGUUUAGUUCUGAAGUCACAUUCUGGACUUACAUAUAUUGCUGAGAGCAAGUUUAACCGUUUGGAGCACAAGAUGGACCACUUGGCAUGUUUUUCUGGUGGUAUGUAUGCCCUGGGGGCAAAGAGAAUUGAAAGUCAAGUGUCUGCAACUCAUAUGGAGAUUGCAGAAGGUUUGGCAAACACAUGCCAUGAGUCUUACAUUCGCACCCCGACUGGCCUUGGACCAGAAAGUUUCCGUUUCACUGAAGGAAUUGAAGCACGAGCGUUAAAAUCAUCAGAGAAAUAUUACAUUCUAAGACCAGAGGUUAUUGAAACUUGGUUCUACAUGUGGCGAUUUACCAAAGACCAAAAAUACCGAGAUUGGGCAUGGGAGGCUAUCUUGGCUUUGGAGAAAUACUGUCGAGCCGAGGCUGGCUAUAGUGGUAUUCAAAAUGUGUACAUGGAAAACCCUCAAAAGGAUGACGUUCAACAGAGCUUCAUCUUUGCUGAAACUUUCAAGUAUCUGUACUUGAUAUUUUCCGAUGACUCCCUCCUGAGUCUUGAUGAGUGGGUGUUGAACACGGAAGCUCAUCCAAUCCCUGUAGAUGGUAACAAUGCAUUUUACCGCAAAGCCCAAGAGACGGAGAACCAGUGGUGAACUACAUCAAGGAAAGUGGUGAUGAGGUGACAUAAACAUAUUACAAGGUAUUCCAGUAUCUAUAGGAAAGUAAUUGAAGUAGAAACAUUAUAUUGGCUAAAGAUAUUUAUAUACAAAAGUUACAAUGUUGUCCCCAAACUCUCAAAACGUUUUGAAGUGGAGAUCACCACCAGAGGUUCGUGAAGUGGUUAAGACAAGUGGCAUCAAAGUUAUGUCAGUGUGAGCUUAAGGUUAGUAAAUGGGACUCUGGUACAGUACUGUGGUGUAUUAGUGUAAAGGAUAUUGUGGGUGAAGGAAACUCAGGAGUCAGCAAUUGCUCACACUGGCAUUGUUUUGAUACAUGCUUAAAUAGCUUUCCUCUGAAUGUGACCAAUACAGUACGUACCUCUCUUAUCCUUUGAAUGCAUCAGUUGUUUGUUACUAUAGGUAAAAAAAAAAUACCUCUCUCUGCCCUGUCCUUUAUUGUUGCCUUUGAUAAUUGCAAAAUGAGUGAUUGUGAAUCCUACUUCAUCAUAUUGAGAGAACAAUGUCCAAAGGAAUUUCUUCUGCAUAUGUGGAUGUUUCAGAUUCAGAAUGACUACUGUUGCAAAUUAUACCAUGCUAGAUGAAAAAAUUAUGAUCACUCCUCAUAAACUAAGAUUUAAAAUUUUCUUCGGUUCAAAAGGGGAAAAAAAAAGACUCCACAGGUACUUAGCAAAAUUUAUUACCAACAGGUCAUUGACAUCUUAUUCCUCCAUAUCUUUUAUUUCCUACGUUAAUGGCAUUGAUAAUUCUUUCAAAUACUGCAUUAUACAGUACAGUAGUGCAAUUUUGUUUAUACAGUAAUUGAUUUUUUUAUUAAAUUUUAUCUUAUCCCACCAGGCUACAGUACAUCUAGAUUGUAUAGUAUCUUGAAAAGAAAAAAAAACUGCCAGGAUUGGUCUGAUGACUUCCAAAUUGUUACAUGCAGCUCUUUGAUGUCCUGGGAGGGUUGGUAUGUGUGGCUCUGUGGCAUACUGAUCCUACUACAUUUGGUAACCAAACAUCAUAUUAAUUAUGCUGAAAUAAAUGCACAUUGCAUUACUUACGUUAAACUACUGUACUGUAUAUACCAAAGUAAAUGCACGUCCCAAUAUCUAUCAUCCUCUGUCUUAUAAUGUUUCACAGAGUGUGGACAUACCUUUUUGAAUUACUGUACAUUGGUUGUAUUUUGCAUGUUUUAUAUAUUUUACCUCUUUGUCCAUGAGUUAUCGCAGUUGCUGGUCUUAAUUUUUCUUUAUUUAUAAAUUCGUUCUCAGAAAAGCCAAGGUAAAGCUGUAUACCAUCUACAUGCCCACCAUUUACUUUUUCUUACCAGUUGUUACAUUCCUGUUCUCCUUCACCAAGUUAUCCUGUGAAAUAACUUAAUUAUUUAUCAGUGUAUUUUAUUUCAUAUUUUAAACCUGGUGUAUUAACAUGUAGCUGAUUUUAAUACAGUUACAGUACAUCAUGAAUAUAUUUUAAUCAUAGUUUCUUCUUACAAACUCUGAUAAAGUACGGUACUUACAAUUUUAUUUUUUAUAAUACUUUAAUUUCAUCCUGAUAGAAAUAAUGUCUGUAUAUAAUGCCACAAUUACACUAUGAAAGUAUGAUGUUGCCUUAAGUUUUAGAUUGCGUCUCCCCACAGGAUAAUAGACCAGACUCUAGGACCGUGUUCACACCUAUAUGAUUUCAAGUUCUGUAUGGAAACAAGCAUUCCUUUUCCCGGUCAUCUUAAAAUGUUGUGUUGUUCAGUAACAGGUGUAGCUUGAUUUUACUGUAGUUGCCAUCAUCGGUAAUGUACGUUCUAUUACAUUCCAAGAAUUUUUUUUAUCAUAAUAUAUGAGCCUGACAUGAUGCAUAACUCCUUCCAUCUACAAAAAUUAUGGUCUGUCCUGCUAUCCAUGAGUCCUAUAUAUCUGAACAGUAUUAUGCUUUUUAUUACAUUAAAUGAAGGGCCAAGUGAAUUCCUCUGUGAAUAGAAUACAAAGUUUUGAAGGCUUAGCCACAGUGGUCAGAGCAUCUGAUAAAGAAGUAUUGUACAGUAUAACACUUUAUUAUCAUAACUAUCACAUUGAAGUCGAACAGUCACAGUUUGUUUGAUCAAUGAAAUGAAGAAAUUGUGACAAGAAUAAAGAAUUCAUUUGCAAGUUUUGGUUAGAGAGUGGAAGAAUCGAUUAAUUGCAUGGAAGUGAGUUGCAUUAUAAAUCUGUUAAUUUGAUUUUCAUUUAGUACUCCUAUAUCUGUUCCUGUUCAAGACUGUUUCUUUCAAACAUUUAGUAGACCAAUUGUUGCAUAUUUCAUAGAUUUGUUAAACAAUAUAUUAUGUUUUACUCUGGUUAUUGUAUACAGCUGUGCCUAAUAGAUUUGGAAGACAAAGUGUAAAUUUCCUUUAAAAAAUUUGUUUGAUUUGGCUUCAAAUCAGAGGUACUGUACUGGUCUUCUGAUCAGCAUUAUUUCUGCUUCAUUGUACUUUAAUAUCCUUUUGACACUCCAUGUGUAAUAUCUUCCAAAAUUUUAUUUUCUCUACAGAAUAGCUCGACUCUUCCAAUUCUUUGUUUCCCAUUGUUUUUUCUUAGCCUGAUUAGAAUAUUAUUACAUACGUCUCCUCACACAUCCAUUUUCCCAAGGUUACUUAAUUCAGUUGUAUUAAUCACUUAAUAAUUCUUUGCUUUUAUUGUACUCUAUACCAAAAACAUCAGUAAGACGUGGACAGUAUUAAGGUUUGACCUUUUGUUGAUGAAGAUUUUUCAUAGUUUGGCAGGUAUGUUUUUUUGUGGAAAAACAAGAUGUCAUGUUGUUGGUUCAAAUUUGUACAUAGAAGUUAAUGAGUUUUCUAUGGGGUGAUAGAAUGGCAAUUUCAGUGUUGUCUAUUGCAGUGGGUCAGUUAACAUGAGGUGAUUGAUCAUAAUUGUUUGUCAGACAAAGAUCUUUCAGACCAAGGUUUAUUGUUAACAAAUAAUUUAUGGGCUAUUUUUAUAAAAUCCUGAAGGUUACAAGCUGGCUUGUUAAGAUUGUAUCUUUUCUUAUUUUUUUGAUUUGGAUCAGACACUAGUCUAGAUCUUCGAUGCAUGACGGCGAGUAUAAAAUUGAUUGCAAAUUAGUUAGAAGGGGUGCGGUUGUGUAAAAUGGUGGUGGUAGUUACCUCAUACUAGUUAUAGUAGUGAUGACUAAUCUUUUACUUGAUAUCAUACAUCCGAGGUCAAAUAUAAUUCAUACUUUGGUAUGGUAGUGUUCCAGUAUAUUACUGAGCAGUGGGAGGGGAGGGACAGGAAGAGAAAUUAUUUCAUUCUCUGAAUGAUUUAUUUUUCUCCAUUUACUUAGCUACCUUUCAACAGGUAAAAUCCAGGUAGUUACUGUAUGAGCAAUCCAUAACAUAGCUGAUUAAACUUAUCCUCAGGACAAAUUCUGAAAUAUUACUUAAUGAAUAGAAAGGAUGGAAGUUGACUGAUAUGACCUGUUGUUAGCCAUAUUGUAAAUUAUAAAUAAAAAGUUUGUGUGCAUGAGCAACUGGGUUCUCAAGUCUAAUUUCAGUAUUUAGAACCUGAGGUUUAACUUUUGUUCCUCUACUUUACUUUAAAUAUUUAAAUACACUAUAAUUACUAAGUCAUGGAUAUUAAACCUGUAAUUUAAACAUCAGUAUUGCUCAGUGCUAAAGAUGUAGGAAGUUUUAGUUGGCAUGAAUAUAGAUAAUUUAAUAGGUAACGUGUACUCCAGUUUAAACUGGUGAUUCCAGCCAUAGCAUUACAAUAAUCAUGCACUUAGCAUCAGUAUUAGGGAACCCCAACCAGCCUACCAUCCAGAAUAGUACUGCACUUUAUUUUAUCGCAACACCUUGGCAUCACGGUUUAGUUGUACUAUUUGAUUAUAUCUCUUCAUACAGCAUUAUGAAACAACACAGUGUGAGGUGUUACAUGCAAAUUGAUCUUAUUUUAUGUGUGGUGUUUCACAAAAGAGCACUGUGUUGUACUAAUGAUCUGUCUUGGGUUAGGUGUUCCACUGACAUAUACUGCCAAAAAUAUCAGCAUGAUUUGUAUGUUGUGAAGAUAUAGGGUAGGUACAUUUAAUUUGUAAAUAUAACAUUAGUUACAUUUAGCUUAACUCUAUAAAAUAGAGAAGUAUUCCACCAGCCUCAGCUUUUUCAUCAUGUUUACAUCCACACUUCAGUGAAGACUUGUCCUGUUUCCACAUUGGUGAAGGACACAGCAGUGUGUGUGUGCCAGGAGUAGAGGCAAACAAAUUAAUUGAUUAAUCUGGUUUAAUUCCAAACUUUAUUGCAGUAACACUGUUGUUUAUUUACACACUUAUACUCUGCAUAAUUGAUAAAAAAAAUUGAGUGAUUUGAAGUCCAUUACAAUUAUAUUAAAAUAUGUUGAAUGUUUCCACUUAAGUCUUACUCAUAAGCCAUUUUGUUUGUUGAAAUACUAUACAGUAUACAGUAAUAUACUUUAAUUUUUUAGUUCCUCGUACUGAAUUCAAAUUUGGUAAAAAUUAAGAAUGCAGAUACCAUGACUCUUUUGUACAUUGCUUCUUGUGAGAAAAACGAAGUACAGUACAUAAUAAAAAUGUAUAAAUGACCUGCACAAUAUGUCCUGGGUAACAGUUGCCAAAGUAACAGUUAUACAGGUGAAGGUUAUGUUAAUGUCAUACAGUCUGUUACAAAGUUAUGCUGUACUGUACUUCUACUUGAUUUAAGACCCAAUGAAUGCUUCUAAAUUAAAAAAAAAAAUAAUAUUAUUGUAAGUCUUGUAUAAAUCUAAAAUUAUAUUUUUUUAAACAUUCAGGAAAGGAAUUAAUAGGUUUACUCAGGCCAUCAACUUUAACUAUGUAAUGAGAGUAAUGUUACUUGAUAUAGUUGUGUAUUAAAAUGUUUGGAGUAUUUGUUAGAAUGACAGUGGAAUAAAGUGAGGAUAUACAAAUGAGGAAAUGCAGUGACAGUUAAGAUAUUUAUGAUAAUACAUGUAUUGUUUGAAAGUUAAGAUUGAAUGGAGAAGAAAUAGUGUGCAGGUUAAUGCCUCACUUGACUGACUGAGCAGCUACAAUAUUCGACUUGAGGGAGCAUUAGGUUGGUUCAAUCAUAUGAAAGCAAAUAAAAGUUUAAAUAUAUUUGGAAGAUUGUGAUGGAAUACAAGUGUAAGGUAGGUAGUAAUUAUGUAAGCAGACAUGAACACAGAAAAAAUGUGCAAUAUCUGUAGUAUUUAAAGUUGUGCAUGGAUGAAAGGUAUUGGCACAGUAUACAUAGGAUAGAGGCUGUGAACUUAGGGCAAGAUUUGUAUGAUAGUUCUAUCUUGUGGCUUACGGUGUAUUUUAAUUUAUUUUAAAGCAGUCAGGUUGUGAGAAAUAGUAGUCUAAAAUACCCAGAAGAAUAUCAUUAUUGGGGACUGAAAAGUUAAUUGAAAGGAUCAGCUUUGUAUGAGAGGAUGUUGUGUUUGUCUUGGGGUCAGGUAAGCAGCAUAUCAAUGAAACUUAGCAGUGGAAGGUUGUAGAAAAUAAUAUCACAAGAAGCUUCAGGAGAGAAAGAGUGGUGGAUGAUUUUAAGGAUUAAUUAUAUUCAAAUGACUGGUGCGUAACUGAUGUCUGCACUAUUGUUGUUACUACAGACCAUUUAAGCCUUUACAAGUUGGGGGACUUAAAUUAUGAACCACCCUAAUGUGGAUUACUCCUUGAAUUUUACUGUACUACCGGGUAUUCUAAAAUAUAAGUUGUAAAUUCAGAUUGGUUUAAUAAGUUUAUUUCAUUUAUGAAAACAAUGAUCCAAGUUUUAUACUGGUUUUGCGUUCCCUCUGCAUUGUUUAGUUAUUAUUGAAAGGUUAACUGUUCUUUUAAAUACAGUAUUAUAAAAUAUAUAUUUUCUUGCUGUAGAAUGUUUGUAGUUAUAAAUUAUCAUGUAGAUAAAGAGGACUUUUAUUAGAAGUAUUUGGUGUGUUUGGUGAUGAUAGAAGCAUUGAGAUUAUGGUAUACAGUAUGUUUUCCAUUUACUAUUUAUAACUUUUGAGUGAAAGUUCUUAGUGGAACAUCUAACCCAAUCAUUGGAUAUGCAGGACUCAAAAAUCACCCAUCAAAAUUAAAAUAACUAAUUAUUUUACUUGAAUGUUUUUAUGUCUGAAUUUGCAUUUCACAAGAUAGUCUAGUAAUUUUGAAGUUGGUUUCAAGGUUGCUGUAUGUAAAUUGUAUUUUGAUGGUUUUAUAAAUUUUCUGUACAAAUACUCUUUACUUUAGUAUAAGUGAUAAUAUAUUAUAGUGUAUUGUGAUAUGAAGAUUCUUCAAUAAUACUAUAGUAGUAAUUGUACAUAAAGCAUAUUUAGGUGUCAUGGUGAAUGAUGCUGUAUAUCCUCAUGAAGUAUGUGUUGUUGACAGUAGACUACAUUUGUCAUUUGAUAAUACAAGUCAGACUACAAUGAUUUCUUUUAGAACAUGACUUGCUAAUUGUAAAAACCUUAAUGUAAAUGCAAUGCUGGAUGAAAGAAGAAUUAUGGAACAUGUUACUUCAAAUGGAGAAAGUGGACUUAGGAAACAAUGAAUAUAUUUGUUUGGAUAUAUAAAUGUUACACUUAAAGUACCAGAGUUGCUUUGUUAUGUUUUGUGUGGUCGUGUUGAUCUUUUUAGAGUUGGAAAUAAAAUUAUCACUGGUUC